Caenorhabditis bovis is the source of this 573-nucleotide messenger RNA. Lineage: Eukaryota; Metazoa; Nematoda; Chromadorea; Rhabditida; Rhabditidae. The record is from the annotation of a GenBank genome assembly.
AUGGUUAUGAUACACAACGGCGAUUCUUCGAUUCAUGAGAAGAAGCGCUCGAAUGAGCCGCCGCGAUAUUUCUUUGGCAAACUUCAUAUCACGAGCGCCAUGAAAGGAAUCGUCCUUUUGGGAAUAAUUGUAAUCCUGAUGCUCGUGGUCCUUCUCUAUUUCAAAUUCCGAAAAGCGAUGUUCGUCCUGUUGGUCCCCACAUCGAUUUCCGUUCUUACCGUAUUGGCAAUCAUCAUGAAAAAACACAUAUUCGUCUAUCCGGUCGUCGCUAUUUCGAUGUUCCAUGUGAUCCUCUCAAUUUAUGCUCUAAUUGUCUUCAGCUUUUACUUUUUCUUCAAGCCAUUCUACAUUCUAAUGAUCUCAAAUUGGCUAUUCGAUACGAUGCACAGCGAGAAAAACGCGGCAUUCUACACACAAUCGGCGGCCGUUUACGCGUUUUUGUCCGGCUUUCUGGCAUUCAAUGCCUGGCAGGCACACGUCAGCAUCCAUUAUAUUGAACACCUCGCCUCGUUCGCUCAAAUCCCACAAGCUCAUCAGCCAACGGUUCUCGUCGUCAACAAGCCAACCUAUUAA